AUGGCGAGGACUAAGCAGACGGCGCGCAAGUCCACCGGAGGGAAGGCUCCGCGUAAGCAGCUUGCGACCAAGGCGGCUCGCAAGGCUGCGCCUGUGACUGCCGGUAUAAAGAAACCUCACCGUUACCGUCCUGGUACGGUUGCGCUGCGUGAGAUUCGGAAGUUCCAGAAGUCGACUGAGCUGCUGAUCAGGAAGCUUCCUUUCCAGCGUUUGGUGAGGGAGAUCGCUCAGGACUUUAAGGCGGACCUGCGUUUCCAGUCGCAGGCUGUGCUUGCGCUGCAGGAGGCGGCUGAAGCGUACCUGGUUGGCCUGUUCGAGGACACCAACCUGUGCGCCAUCCACGCGAAGCGUGUGACAAUCAUGCCCAAGGACAUACAGCUCGCUCGCCGGAUUCGUGGCGAACACGCAUAA
This is a messenger RNA of Babesia ovata, 411 nucleotides long. Its product is annotated as histone. The record is from RefSeq and is a predicted model, not a curated record. NCBI's taxonomy places the organism in Eukaryota, Apicomplexa, Aconoidasida, Piroplasmida, Babesiidae. Gene Ontology annotation, molecular function: protein heterodimerization activity; DNA binding; structural constituent of chromatin. The transcript has a single exon. Gene Ontology annotation, cellular component: nucleosome. The coding region runs from base 1 to 411 and encodes 136 amino acids.